GGCCGGCCGGGGGCGGGGCAGCUGGCGGGUCGGCGCGGGCCCAGCCGUGCGUGCUCACGUGACGGGUCCGCGAGGCCCAGCUCGCGCAGUAGUCCGGGCGAGCGAAGAUGGCGGCCGAGAGGGAACCUCCUCCGCUGGGGGACGGGAAGCCCACCGACUUUGAGGAUCUGGAGGACGGAGAGGACCUGUUCACCAGCACUGUCUCCACCCUAGAGUCAAGUCCGUCAUCUCCAGAACCAGCUAGUCUUCCUGCAGAAGAUAUUAGUGCAAACUCCAAUGGCCCAAAACCCACAGAAGUUGGAUUAGAUGAUGACAGAGAAGAUCUUUUUGCAGAAGCCACAGAAGAAGUUUCUUUGGACAGCCCUGAAAGGGAACCUAUCCUAUCCUCGGAACCUUCUCCUGCAGUCACACCUGUCACUCCUACGACACUAAUUGCUCCUAGAAUUGAAUCAAAGAGUAUGUCUGCUCCCGUGAUCUUUGAUAGAUCCAGGGAAGAGAUUGAAGAAGAAGCAAAUGGGGAUAUUUUUGACAUAGAAAUUGGUGUAUCAGAUCCAGAGAAAGUUGGUGAUGGCAUGAAUGCCUAUAUGGCAUAUAGAGUAACAACAAAGACAUCUCUUUCCAUGUUCAGUAAGAGUGAAUUUUCAGUGAAAAGAAGAUUCAGUGACUUUCUUGGUUUGCACAGCAAAUUAGCAAGCAAGUAUUUACAUGUUGGUUAUAUUGUGCCACCAGCUCCAGAAAAGAGUAUAGUAGGGAUGACCAAGGUCAAAGUGGGUAAAGAAGACUCAUCAUCCACUGAGUUUGUAGAAAAACGGAGAGCAGCUCUUGAAAGGUAUCUUCAAAGAACAGUAAAACAUCCAACUUUACUACAGGAUCCUGAUUUAAGGCAGUUCUUGGAAAGUUCAGAGCUGCCUAGAGCAGUUAAUACACAGGCUCUGAGUGGAGCAGGAAUAUUGAGGAUGGUGAACAAGGCUGCCGACGCUGUCAACAAAAUGACAAUCAAGAUGAAUGAAUCGGAUGCAUGGUUUGAAGAAAAGCAGCAGCAAUUUGAGAAUCUGGAUCAGCAACUUAGGAAACUUCAUGCCAGUGUUGAAGCCUUGGUCUGUCAUAGAAAAGAACUUUCAGCCAACACAGCUGCCUUUGCUAAAAGUGCUGCCAUGUUAGGUAAUUCUGAGGAUCAUACUGCUUUAUCUAGAGCUUUGUCUCAGCUUGCAGAGGUUGAGGAGAAGAUAGACCAGUUACAUCAAGAACAAGCUUUUGCUGAUUUUUAUAUGUUUUCAGAACUACUUAGUGACUACAUUCGACUUAUUGCUGCAGUGAAAGGUGUGUUUGACCAUCGAAUGAAGUGCUGGCAGAAAUGGGAAGAUGCUCAAAUUACUUUGCUCAAAAAACGUGAAGCUGAAGCAAAAAUGAUGGUUGCUAACAAACCAGAUAAAAUACAGCAAGCUAAAAAUGAAAUCAGAGAGGAAAUUGAAGAGUGGGAGGCGAAAGUGCAACAAGGGGAAAGAGAUUUUGAACAGAUAUCUAAAACGAUUCGAAAAGAAGUGGGAAGAUUUGAGAAAGAACGAGUGAAGGAUUUUAAAACCGUUAUCAUCAAGUACUUAGAAUCACUAGUUCAAACACAACAACAGCUGAUAAAAUACUGGGAAGCAUUCCUACCUGAAGCCAAAGCCAUUGCCUAGCAAUAAGAUUAUUGCUGUUAAGAAGACUGUCGAUGUUGUUCCAGUUAUGUUGAAUUCCACAGUGAAAUCAUUUAAAACCAUCUAAAUAAACCACUAUAUAUUUUAUGAAUUACAUGUGGUUUUAUAUAUAUAUAUACACACACAUACACACACACACUCCGACAUUUUAUUACAAGCUGCAUGUCCUGACCCUCUUUGAAUUAAGUGGACUGUGGCAUGACAUUCUGCAAUACUUUGCUGAAUUGAACACUAUUGUGUCUUAAAUACUUGCACUAAAUAGUGCACUGCAAGACCAGAAAAUUUUACAAUAUUUUUUUCUUUACAAUAUGUUCUGUAGUAUGUUUACCCUCUUUAUGAAGUGAAUUAUCAAUGCUUUGAAUAAUGUUCACUUAUACAUUCCUGUACAGAAAUUAUGAUUUUGUGAUUACAGUAAUAAAAUGAUAUUCCUUGUGA
This is a messenger RNA of Cercocebus atys (sooty mangabey), 2132 nucleotides long. It is a transcript of the gene SNX2, whose product is annotated as sorting nexin 2. Gene Ontology annotation, molecular function: phosphatidylinositol binding. Lineage: Eukaryota; Metazoa; Chordata; Mammalia; Primates; Cercopithecidae. Bases 108 to 1679 code for a protein of 523 amino acids. Gene Ontology annotation, cellular component: retromer complex; endosome; endosome membrane. The transcript has 16 exons. The record is from RefSeq and is a predicted model, not a curated record. Gene Ontology annotation, biological process: early endosome to Golgi transport; intracellular protein transport.